AGCCAUAGUUGCUGGCUGAAAUCCAAAACCCGUAAUGGCGACCCCCAUGAAGAUGAACGACGCCGCAUCGGCGUUAGAGGGGCAAUGGACCAAGAGGCUCACCGAGUAUCGGUCUCAGUACGAGCGCGUGCGAAAGUUGAUCGACGUCGAAAGCGGCUCCGACCCGGCGACCGAGCCAUACCGCUCCAAGUACGAAGCGAGGCGCAUCCUCAAGGAGCUCCUCGAAGACCUGAACCGAGGGGAGUUGGGCGAUGCGCCGCGCAAGGACUUCAUCCGCGCACUCGCCAAGUACGAGCUCGGAGUCAUCGCCACCGACACCGAAGAAGUCUCGCUCGGUCAGGAGUACCUGGAAGAAUGCCUUCGGAUCGUUGGGGAAGAGAGGUACGCGAAUCCAGAGAGCCGACUGACCGUCGUGUGCGCCCUCAACCAGCUCGGUAUCGUUCACGUCAGGCGCGGAGACGCGACCAAGGCGUUGGAGUUCCUGAAGAAAGCCGAGGCUAUUUACGCCAAGGUGAGCGCCUCGCCCGAGGAGGUGGCAAGGACUGUAAACCCGGUGGACCUCUUUCUUCCCGACGCUGCGGCCGAACAAGUCCAGGAGGCUCAACACGAACCUAAAAACCCGAACUUCGAACUCGCGAAUGCCCAUACGCUCUACUACCUGGCACAAGUCUACGAGAACCUGGGCGAGAAUGCCAAGGCCGCCAUGUAUUGUCACAGCACCCUGAAGAAGGAGCUGACCCUGGACAACUUUGACAGCAUCGACUGGUCUAUCAAUGCCGCCACGCUGUCUCAGUUCUUCAUCGCCAGGGGAGACUUCGCGGCCGGCAGGCAUCUCCUGGCUUGCUCGAGCCACGUCCUCAAUGAGUACCAAAAGAAGCUGGACGCCGAGACGGGGACUACGCCUGAGGAGAAGGCUGAGAAAGAGGACAAGCUGCGACACAGGUUCGCGGACGUGGCCCGCUGCUGGGCAAAAUACGGCCUCUUCCUGUUGAUAGCGUCUCGGGAACAGUUGGAUUCCAAGAAUAUCAGCGCUAAACCUAACAGCUUGGGAGCAGACAAGAAGCCGCACGUCUUGAUCAAGCAGGCGGAGGUAAGCCAUAUAGAGGAAGACAUCACCGACAAACUCGUCACGGAUUUCGAAGGUGCCCGACCCGUCUUUCUCAAAUCGCAGAAGUGGCUGGAAGAUGCGAAGACCUAUUACACCCUCAAGGAUCACGCUACCGACUACGUCGAGAUAGUCCAGGAGAUGAGCAAGCUUUACAGGGAGCUCGCUUCCUUUGAGCCCGCACCGGACCGGAAGUGCAAAAUGCACAAGAGACGCAUUGACAUGCAUGAGGAGGUCCUCAAGGAAGUCAACCCGCGGUACUACCUGGGAGUCUGCCGCCAGAUCAUGUUUGAGCUCGGCGAGGUCUACAGCGAGAUGAUGAGUUUGAAGUUGGCGGCCCUGCCUCCUGCCGUCAGCCCGCAGACGCCGGCUGUCAAGAAGGUGAACAGUAUCAUCGACAAGGCGAUUCGGCACUACACGUCAUUCAUCGACACGGUCAGGGAUUCCGGAGGCAAGCUUCCAGAGCCACUUCCAGAGGACCUCGCACGUCCAGUCCUGGUGGCGCACUUCUACAUCGGCCGUCUCUACUCCAGCAUUAUUGCGCAGGAACCGAGAGAGCAGUUUGCAAACUUCGAGAAGAUCAAGGAACAUUAUGAGCUUGUUCAGGAGUACUGCAAGAAGGUUCCGGAACACGAACAACUAGUCAAGGACGAGCUUCAGAUAAUGGGCGAACUGUUGCAGCUCAUUCCGGCGAAGCUGCAGCAGAUGAUGAGCACGACGCUUUACUGAUCUAAAUUUUGCAUGACGGCCAAUCUACUGGUGGGCUAUUAAUAAUUGUACAUUCUCUUGCUCGCUUUCGUAAAGCUUGCAUUCUAUAGAGCUGCCUUCCAGAGACCAGUGCUAUCUGUAUUUGUACACAUAUGGCACCUCAAAUGAACCCCUGGUAGAUCUGCGGUGGCUCAGUAAUGUGGCCACGGAAGCCUUGUUGCUCGUUCACAACAAACACAAUGUACAUAAACAUAGCUCUAUAUUAGAGGUUUUGUUGAGCCCCUAAUUUAUGUAUGCUGCUGUGUGAUUUUUGUGUGUAUUUAAUAAUAAAUUGUCUCACUGAAGAUCUCACUGAAAA
This is a messenger RNA of Rhipicephalus microplus (southern cattle tick), 2171 nucleotides long. RefSeq names its product KIF-binding protein. Gene Ontology annotation, biological process: microtubule cytoskeleton organization; central nervous system projection neuron axonogenesis; neuron projection maintenance. Gene Ontology annotation, molecular function: protein binding. The record is from RefSeq and is a predicted model, not a curated record. NCBI's taxonomy places the organism in Eukaryota, Metazoa, Arthropoda, Arachnida, Ixodida, Ixodidae.